This is a messenger RNA of Caenorhabditis remanei, 2664 nucleotides long. RefSeq lists its product as uncharacterized. The transcript is spliced from 10 exons. The coding region runs from base 1 to 2664 and encodes 887 amino acids. Gene Ontology annotation, cellular component: Cul2-RING ubiquitin ligase complex. The record is from RefSeq and is a predicted model, not a curated record. NCBI's taxonomy places the organism in Eukaryota, Metazoa, Nematoda, Chromadorea, Rhabditida, Rhabditidae.
AUGUCGCACACUGCGGAUAUCCCCCUCGAAGCGCCGACGCUGAUGAAACUUGCGUCCUCAUCUGUACAGUCACAAAUUAAUAAUGAUGAAUAUAUGGAAACUGUGGUUCUCCCGGUUCCACUGAGUGAAGAGCUUUUCGCAAGGUUUCGUUAUAAAUGGAAUCUUCAUCGUGGUCCCGACCUGCCCAUACAUUUUGGACCUAUUGAAGAUCGACCCGAGCGACCCGAUCAGGGAAAUGUAAAUAUGAUAAAACAAGUGUUCCGUAUCUGGUCAGACUCCACACGUCUUCCACUCGAAAAAUUGGAUUUGAGCGGUGCAACGAUUGACGAUCAAAUAUUUGUUGAUCUACUACAUGCACAUGCUCAUUCGAUUAAAGAAUUGGAUUUGACUAAUGUUACAGGAGUAACUGAUCUAGCAAAUGCUUAUCUCUAUGCUAGAAGUACAAAUUUUCCAAAUCUCACUUCCAUUCGAAUGACCUCAAUGGAUUUAGUGACCGGGCAUCAGCCAAGAAGGAAGAAUGGCAUUGCUUCAACACAAUUUCGAUCACUCUUCAUGUUGGGAGAGGAAGCGUUAGCAGAAGCGAGAGGACACGUGGAUCGAGAUGGAUUGAGAUCACCGCUGUCACCAAGUUCUCAACCAUCAUCCAUUCAAUCAGAUCAAAUGGAUGAUCUGCUACCAUGUGAUCAGCCGGUGAAUCCACCAUUGAUAACAGCACGUGCGCCUAAUGUAACUCGUCUAUUCCUUCCGAGAAUACCGAAUAAACGGAGUACAGUGGAUGAGGAGGAACAGAAUACUCAUGUCAUUUUAAGCAAAAUUCUCUCGCCACUUCAGAAAUUGGAGGUGUUGGAUUUGUCAUAUUGGAGUAAAACCGACGAUAUGAGAUGUCUUCAACCACUUUCGAAUACACUUACUUGCCUAAUUCUGUAUGAUGUUCCAGAUCUAUACCAUGCGAUUUCAAACAUUUGCCACAUGACUGAAAUAAGAAUUCUCGACAUAUCUCAAUCGAAUCGUGACACUGGAAUGUAUCCUCAUCCGGUAACAACACUCAACAAAAUGGUUGUAAGCCUUCCGCACAUGACUCAUCUCGACAUCUCCUCCACCAACCUCGCAACUCAACCAUCGUCUCAAGACAACCCGGCACGCUAUCGAGAAUCAGUUCGUACCGAUAUUUGUGGUCUUCAAUCUCUCGUUCGACCACUCAAAUAUCUGGGACUUUUCAAUUGUGAAAGUGCGAGUCAUGUACGUGAAAUUCCCGCUGAACUUGUCUCGGGAGAUGCAAACGAGGAUCAAGUGAUCACUUCACUGAAAAUGUAUAAAGAUCGAGCAGGAUUACUGCAGAAUGUGUUGAAUGAGAGCUAUCAAUUGUAUCGAUUUGGUAAUAGUAAUCCAUUGACACGUCACACGGAGGCUCUUCAUCUAGUACUGGAAGCGAUGCAUCGUCAUCUGGCUGAUAGCACUCUUCAAAUUGCUGGCUCGGCUAGUCUAUUCUAUAUAAUAAGAAAAGUUGAUAUGAAUAGAGACACGAAACGACGAGUUGUGUCUGCAUUGUUAAGUGGGAUGGAAGUUCACAUGGAGGAACAAGUGAUGGUUCGAAACUGUUGUCUCUCGUUGUGUCAGUUCGAAAUUCCACAGGAUAUUCUUUUUGACUACAGCCGUCUUGCUGUUCUUCUGGUAUCUGUUCUUCAACAUCACAAUGCUGAUAAUCUGACACAAAGAAUAGUUGUAUUCUUGCUGAAUUCUAUGGCGUGUCACGUGGAAGGCGACCAGAAAGUGCAAGUUGGAAGUUAUGGAGCAAUUGAGAUGAUUUUGGAUCAAAUCAAUCGAAAACAUACAGCCAACAUUUGUGAUGACGUCAUGGAAGUUGGAUGGAGUUUUCUAUGGAAUAUCACAGACGAGACACCAGUGAACUGUGAAUUGUUCCUCAAUGCGAAUGGUUUGGAUUUAUUCCAAAAGUGUUACGAAGCGUUCAAAUCGGAGAGAGAACUGGUUAGGAACAUGAUGGGAUUGAUAGGAAAUAUUGCGGAAGUCGACAGUUUGAGAAGUCAAUUGAUGAAAGAUGACUACGUGAAUAUAUUCUGUGCACUGCUGACAUCGCAGGAGGAAUCCAUUGAAAUAAGUUAUAACUCGGCUGGUGUCCUGGCGCAUAUGGUUAGCGAUGGAGAGGAAGUUUGGAAGACGAUGACGGUUUGCAGAGAUGUGGUUAUGCAGAAAAUUGUUGAGGCAACGUCCACGUGGAAAUUGGCUACUCGUCGAUUCAUCAACUACCGUUCAUUCCGUCCAAUACUCCGACUUCUUCCUCUUUAUCAUGCAUAUGCGAGUCAACAUUGGGCAGUUUGGGCACUUGCCAACCUGACGACUACUGACGGAGAGAAAUAUUGCGCGUAUGUACGAGACGAAGGAGGUCUCCCUUUAUUGGAGGAGCUUGUAUCGAAUCCAAUUACAACACCAGAUAUUCGGAUACUGGCCAAUACCGUCCUCAGUAACAUCAGGAGCGUCGAGAACAAGCGACUUCCCAAAUACUCUUCCGAUUCAUCCUCACCCAACUCGCCGGUUUUCGUUCCUAGCUACGUGUCAGAUGUCGAAGAAAUGGACGAAGACGACGAGGAAAUGGCGGAUUUUGUGAAUGUCGAUUUUGACGACGUGGAAAUUCCGAUGGAGUUUUAA